AGCCGUCUGGGCUCAAGAAGCUGCCAGGACGGCAGGAACAACUUGGCUCAAGCAUGGUGGUCUCAGACCUGCUGCAGAGAGCCGGCGACUGUGAAUCCUUACACGAGCUGAAGGAAUCACUGGUGGGGGUAGACACCCAUGGUGCCACCAAGUCGCGAGAGGCCCUCAAAGAGAUCGAAGAGGGCGGAAAGCGUGUGUAUCUGAACACCGUCAAGCGACAGUUGCAGCCAUGGGUCAGAAAAGGGCGAUCGUUUCUGACAGUCAUCGCCUUGCUCUGGGUGGCUUUGUGGGUGGAACGGCAGCUCGCGCGAGAGGAGACCGCAGGGCUAGUGCCAGCAGAGUUGGUGAGGUCGACGGAGACAUUGCGGCAGCACGAGUUUCCUCUCACGAAACUUAUGAGCAGGGACAAACCCUACUCCAAUGGCAUCGUGGCGCGAACGUACAGGCGCCACGGGGCCGCCUUCUCAAUCAAAGGAUUCAUCCGGAUGUUCCAGAUACACAACGCUAUGAUUGAGCAUGACCCAGGGCCGAAAAGCUUACGCAAAACUGUCGAUGCGUAUCAGCAGGAGAAGCGGGGAGGAGGGCUCAUGUGCCUCGUGUUGUUCGUGGGCAGCGGGCGUUCGCUCAGCCUGGCAGAGCUCAUGGCCACGGGCGCUCUGGACGCAGCCAUGGCCUUGCCGUGGGCCCAGUCCACCGUCGAUAAACUCCGGUACAUCUUGCUCGACCAGGGCGGGGUGAAGUUUGCGGAGGGUUCCACCAGCGAGGUGAGACGCACCUCCGCGGCAGGCCACGUGAAUUAUGGGGCCCAUAGUGACUGGAUCCGUGUGUUGAUUGACAAAUUCCCAGAGCCGCACGGCGCGGGUCUGCUGAAGGACUUCAUGCGCACGUUCGACGCAAUCGCCAGCAUCUCCGGUCUGAACGCCUUCCGGGCGCUCCACAUCACGCUGUGGUUGUUCAUCGCGUAUAGGGCCAAGGUGGAGAUCCCGCGGUCGAGGCUUAUCGACAUCUGCGGGCCCAACGUGAAGAAGCUUCACGACAUGUGUGCUGCUGCCGGCGUUACCUUGGAAGGCCUGUAUGACGCCGUGGCCAAGCUCCUCCCGGACAUCGACCCCGCGUCCGUCGAGAUCUGGUCGUGCAAGGUUGUCAACUUCCUGUGCGUCCUGCAUUGCCACAAGCAGAGCAGCUUGGUGUGGCGCAACAACGUGAAGGGCCCGGAGCCGCGGCGCUUGGCCGGCAAGCGGAGUCUGGACUAGCCGAGCCGCAUCGCCGCGGCAGGCGGCCGCGCCACGCCGGUGACCGGGCCGCUAGUAGAGAA
Prorocentrum cordatum is the source of this 1315-nucleotide messenger RNA. The record is from the annotation of a GenBank genome assembly. Lineage: Eukaryota; Dinophyceae; Prorocentrales; Prorocentraceae.